This is a messenger RNA of Scophthalmus maximus (turbot), 6053 nucleotides long. Its product is annotated as phosphatidylinositol 4-kinase beta-like. Gene Ontology annotation, cellular component: cytoplasm; membrane. The coding region runs from base 322 to 3333 and encodes 1003 amino acids. NCBI's taxonomy places the organism in Eukaryota, Metazoa, Chordata, Actinopteri, Pleuronectiformes, Scophthalmidae. Gene Ontology annotation, biological process: phosphatidylinositol phosphate biosynthetic process; phosphatidylinositol-mediated signaling. Gene Ontology annotation, molecular function: 1-phosphatidylinositol 4-kinase activity. The record is from RefSeq and is a predicted model, not a curated record. The transcript has 14 exons.
GCUGAUUGGCUGUGACGUCAUGUGUGACGUGUGUGAGAUAAAUCUGCUCCGUGCUUUUAUUGUGUAAAUGUUACCGGAAGUGGCGGUCGUUUCCGACUGCGGCUGUCUUGACGGAUGUUGCGUCACUGUAGCCUCAAACCAGGCAGAGUCGAGCCGAACCGAGCGGAGCCACCGAACCGGACCAGAUGAACACCGGGACUGAACCGGAUUAAGACCUGGAUCGACAACACGGAACCUCCCGGGACGAGAAGCGGAUCGAACCCGGAGUGUGGGAGCGUGUCCGCCGCAGAGAGGUCGCCUCGUUAGCCGGGCUCAUUCAAAAUGGCCGAUGCCGAGGUCUCCCUGUCCCCGGCUCUGCGACCACUCCAACUUAGCCCCUCCCACUCUUCCCCGCCUCCUCCGCCUGCCUCCUCCUCCCCCACCACCUUCUCUUGCCCCUCCUCCCCGUCCAGUGCUUCCUCUUCCUCCUCUUCCUCCUCUUCUUCCUCCUGCUCUGAGAGCUCCUCAGAUUGCCCCAACCACCACCACCACCAUCAUCAUCAUCACCAUCAUCAGCCCCGCCCCCAGCUGCAGCUGCCCCCGCCCUCCCCUGGCGAGCAGCCGUCCUCCCCCAGCGCCAGCCCCCGCAGCUCCUCGCCCAGCGGGAGCAUUGGCAGCACCGGCAGCCUCGGCAGCAGCAGCUGCGCCAGCGAAGGCUUUGGCAGUAGUGGCGUGUCAAGCAGCGGCGGCGGCGGCGAACCGCGAGGCCAGAGUCCACCGCUCGACGUGAUCUCAGAAGACGCUAUGGAAAUGGACCUGACAGUUGACCAAGUGAUCGACCCGGAAGUCGCCCUGAAGGCCUGUCAGGAAGUUCUGCUCCAGGUGCAGCUGCAGAGCAGAGACGGGCCUGAGCAGCAGCUGCAGCAACAACAACAACGACAACAACAACAACAACAAGUACAACAACAACAGCAGCAGCAACAACAAGUACAACAACAACAGCAGCAACAACAUCUACAACAGCAGCCACAACAACAACCACAACAGCAACAGCAGCUCACGGAGCAGACGCAGUCGGAGCAGACGCAGUCGGAGCAGACGCAGCGCUGCAGUCCUCAGUGGAUCGUCAGUCCAGACACCAGCUCCAUCAAGGAGGAAGAUGAGGAGGAGGAGGAGGGACCAGAACAGACCCCGCCUCAGGCAGCCCGACUGCCGUCCUCCUCGUCGAGGGGGUCAUCUUCGUCCAAACAGUCGUGGCUGCUGCGCCUGUUUGAGUCCAAGCUGUUCGACGUCUCCAUGGCGAUCUCCUACCUUUACAAGUCGAAGGAGCCCGGCGUGCAGGCAUACAUCGGGAACCGACUGUUCAGCUUCUCCGACGGCGACGUGGAUGUGUACCUGCCACAGCUGCUCAACAUGUACGUGCACAUGGACACGGAGGUGGGAGACGCCAUCAGACCGUACCUGAUCCACCGCUGCAGAUGCAGCAUCACCUUCUCUCUCCUCACCGCCUGGCUGCUCGGUGCCUACUCCUCCGACAUGCACAUCUCCACUCAGCGUCACUCCAGAGGAACCAGGCUGAGGAGGCUCAUCCUGUCUGACGAGCUCAAACCGUCCGACACUCACGUGAGUGACAGUCCAGCGCCGUCGCCGUCUGACCGCCGCCGCCACCGCCGCCACAACAGCAGCAGCGUGGAGGACGCGUCCGUGCCAGGGGAGGCCGAGGUCGUCGCCUCCCCGUCCAGACGGACGCACCAGAGAUCCAAGUCGGACGCCACCACGAUGAGCAGUGUGUCUGGCGCUGGCCUCCGCCGCUCGGGGAGCAACCCCAAGAUCCACGAGGAGCCCGAGCGUCUUCGUCCUCAGAGGGAGUUCGUCAAGUCUCUGCUCUGUAUCGGGAAACGUUUGGCGACGCUUCCGACCAAAGAGCAGAAGACGCAGCGUCUGAUCUCAGAGUUGUCGCUGCUCAACCACAAGCUGCCGUCCCGCGUGUGGCUGCCGACGGCCGAGCGGCAGCACCACGUCUGUAGGAUCCCGCACACUCAGGCCGUGGUGCUGAACUCCAAAGACAAGGCUCCGUAUAUCAUCUACGUGGAGGUUCUGGAGUGCGAGAGCUUCGAGACAUCUCCGAUUCCCCUUCGAAUCCCGGAGACCCGGAUCCGCUCGGCUCGUUCUGCAGAGAACCUGGACUGCGGUGGCGGCGGCUCGACCAACGGGAUGACGUCGGAGCACAGAGCAGGAAGUUUCUCCACCGUCCCAAACUACGACAACGACGACGAGGCGUGGGCGACCGACGACAUCGGUCAGCUGCAGGUGGAGGCCGAGGCUCAGACCAGCAGCAGUGACAACAUCAGUCAGUUCUCAGUCGACAGCAUCACGAGUCUGGAGAGUAAAGAGCCGGUGUUCAUCGCCGCUGGAGACAUCAGACGCCGUCUGUCUGAGAACCUGGCUCACACUCCGACAGCGUUCAGACGAGACCCUGAGGACCCGUCGGCCGUUGCCCUCAAAGAACCCUGGGAGGAGAAAGUCAGACGGAUCAGAGAAGCGUCUCCGUACGGUCACAUGACCAGCUGGAGGUUACUGUCGGUCAUCGUCAAGUGUGGAGACGACCUGAGGCAGGAGCUGUUGGCCUAUCAGGUGCUCCGACAGCUGCAGUUGAUCUGGCAGCAGGAGCGAGUUCCUCUCUGGAUCAAACCCUAUAAAAUCCUGGUGAUGUCAUCAGACAGCGGGAUGAUCGAGCCUGUCCUCAACGCUGUCUCUCUGCACCAGGUGCGUAAGCAGAGCCAGAUGUCGCUGCUCGACUACUUCCUGCAGGAACACGGCAGCUUCACGACCGAGGAGUUUCUCACGGCGCAGAGGAAGUUCGUCCAGAGCUGCGCUGGCUACAGCCUCAUCUGUUACUUGCUGCAGGUCAAAGACAGACACAACGGGAACAUCCUGCUGGACUCUGAAGGUCACAUCAUCCACAUUGACUUCGGCUUCAUCCUGUCCAGUUCUCCUCGUAACCUGGGCUUCGAGACGUCAGCCUUCAAACUCACCUCCGAAUUCGUUGAUGUGAUGGGCGGACUGGAUGGAGACAUGUUCAUCUACUACAAGAUGCUGAUGCUUCAGGGUCUGAUCGCCGCCAGGAAGCACAUGGAGAAGGUUCUGCAGAUCGUCGAGAUCAUGCAGCAAGGUUCCCACCUCCCCUGUUUCCACGGCUCCAGCACCAUCCGCGGCCUGAAGGAGCGUUUCCACAUGUCCCUGACGGAGGAGCAGCUGCAGCUGCUGGUGGAGCAGCUGGUGGACGGGUCCAUGAGGUCCAUCACCACCAAACUGUACGACUCCUUCCAGUACGUCACCAACGGCAUCAUGUGACCAUAGACGUUCUUCAGACCUUCAGUUCCUCGGACUCACGACCAACUUCCUUUAAAAACUAAGACCAUGUAGGAUUCGACCUGAACCAGCUGUUCUAUCGUCAUGACGACACAGGAGCCGGAGAGGGAAACGGGUUCGUAGGUAACACUGCUGCCAAGAGGAUUUGGUGAAAGACAGAAAUGUAUUUUGAUCGCUGAUAAAAACAUUUUACUCAUUUAUUGAUUUAAAAGGGCAAACAUCAAAAAGAAAACGUGAAGCUUUAGCUUCUUCUUUAUCUCUACGAGUGAGACGCUGCAGCCUGACACUACAGGAUCUUUUCUGUUUCUGUCUUUACGAAUAUCUCUGACAUUUAAUAUCUCACUAGUACGAGAGCCCCGUAUUUUAAGAUCUUCAGUGAAGUUAAAUCCUCAGACUUCACUGACUGUGGUUGAAGUUCAACAGCAGCUGAUCGUUACCCGCUCGCGUCAUGAUUAAACGAUUGUCUCGACCUGAACAACAACAGAGUGAAGGAAAUCUAUUGUCUGUGAAAUAAGUUCUGACAGAAGAACAGGAACUUUGUGUUGGUUCUUUAUCGCUGAUUGUUUUCACCAGACAUUAAAAACACAAUGGUUGAAUAUCAUUUGAUGACGAGCGUGACAAUAAGGCCCAGUAGUCGAUUAAAGGAUUGUUAACGUGUCGAAAUCGAGAUGCUUCUAAACUGUCCUCGUUUUUUUGAGUCCACAACAAAAUAAUACAAACCUCAGUUUGGUACAAGAACAAUAUUGUUUUUAUUUAUCGGCAGCGUUUGUUUCACAUUAACAAAUUUUAUUGUUCGUCUGUUAGUUGAAUAGUUUCCUGUUCAGUUUGAACAGCUGAGCUGCGAUGAAACGAUCCUUCAGCAGACGACUUUACACAUGUGUAACUGUGUGUAACUGUACACGUGUGUAACUGUGUGUAACUUUUUAUAUGUGUGUAACUGAACAUAUUUCACAGUUUGUGUCUGUAAACGAUAUGUUUGCGUAUUUAACAAACUCACGACACAAGUUACAUUCCUGUGAUCAACGAGAGCGACGGACUCUGGUGACCAGUUUCCUGAAGAUGUGAAUGUUGUUGCUAACGCUAACAGCUUUAUUCCAGUGUGUUACAGCUGUGUGUUCACAUAUUGUUUAAAAAUAUACUUCAUCUUUGUCAAAGAGACACAUGAAGUAUAUCUUCAUAUUAAAAUACUCUGUUUCAGAUUCACGCAGCAGCGUUGGCUAGUGCUACCUGAAGUAGCAGAGGCUAGUUAGCCGUUAGCUUGUCACUGCUCUUGUGCUGCACAUUUAUAAUGAAGUUGUUGGUUAUUUCUGAUCAAGGUAAAAGGACGUAAAGGUAAAGGUGAGGUUGUGAUUGACAAAGUGAACAAUGUGACUUUAGAAGUGUGGAGAAAAAAAAACACUACACAUUGUUUAGCAAGUAUCUAAGACGAGUUAUUGUCAUACUAAUGCUAACAAAUAGCUGCAGUGUCCAGUUUAAGAUGAUGUGACUGUGUAAAGGUUUUUUUGUCUAUUAAUUCAGGUGUUCAGAAUGAUAAGACAUUGUCAUUUUUCAUUGGACACCAUUUACCUAAUGCUAACUUCUUGCUAACAGCUGCCUCGUUUUUAUUUUGCUAACUGGUCAGUUACAGUUCGUAAAACCAACAGUGUAAAUAAAAUUGAACAAAGCUUUUAAUCAUUGUGUACAAACCGAAGUCAGUGGUUUUAAAUCUAUAUUCCCAGACUUCUGUUUAACCAUUAGCAUGACAAUGGAUCUUUUGUCUGUCAAAUAUAAAAUCUAAGAUUUCAAUUUUACAUUUUGCUCUAUUUGUAUUCUCAUAUAUUUUUUUAUUCUCGUGUCUUGAACUGCGACAGGAAUAUUCACUUAGUGAAAUUGUGUUUUUCUGUCCAGGUGGAAAUGUACAUAAUUAAAAUGAACCAUAUGACUAAAGACGAUGAACUGGAACAAAGCCAGAGUUGGUUGUUCUGAACGUUUUCUGUUUGGGCCACUAUUGAAGGAGAAGCGUAGUGUUACCUUCUGCUAACUGUUAGCCUGCUACACUAUGUGCUUGACGAAGACACAGCUGUAAACUCAAGUUAACCAGAAACGCAACUUAAAUAGCAACUACUCUUCUUUCUUUCUCUUCCUGUGUGAAUAUGUAUUUAUGUAAAUGAAGUGAAGAUCUGAUGCCUUUGGACCAACAGAAGCUACAAACUCUUUAUCAAUGCAACAGGACGACGACGACGUUCAGGCGUCACGCCUGAUGACUGCUCUUCUAUCUCCACCGCUUCAGGGACGAGUUUCAGCACGUUAGCGUCUCCUCUCCUGCAUCAGUCACGACAGAGAUAAAACAUUUAUUCAUAUCAAGUCAUUUCAUGACUCAGCUGUCAAAUAUGAAACAAAGGCAAAACAUCUUUGAACUUGAAGCUGCUUCAGUUGUAGUUUUGUGUCCGGAGACGACGACGCUUCAGAUGAAACUCGUCCCUGAGACAAAACCUUUCAUUGCCUUUACAAUCUUCUCUGAUCACGUUCGAUGUAAAAACCUCUGAAGUGCAUUUAUUCUGAAUGACAAAGUCUUUAUCGUCUGUAAACGUUUGUUGUCUUGUUUUUUAAAAUUUAGCUUUGGUCCUAAAUGUUUUAACACUAAAUCCAUUAAACGACGUGUUCAGUGUUAUUGAGGCUUUGACAGACGACGACCCGUCAAUAAACCUGACGCCUGUUUCUGA